AUGCUGGUGGUCCUGCUCACAGCAGCCUUGCUGGUCCUGAGCUCAGCUCAGAGCUCAGAGGAAGAGGUCAUCUAUGAAGACUCAUCUCAGCUGUUAGAUUUAGAGCAGCAGAACCAGGGACAUCGUCAUCCUCAUCCGAGACCACCUCCUGGAGGAUUUCCCCCAAGACCUCCUGCUUCUGAUGAAGAUGAAGAUGGGGAUGAAGAUGACGGUGAUGAUGAUGGCAGUGGGGAUGAUGGAAAUACACCAGAGAGACCACCACCUCCCCCACAACAUCCUCAGCAUCCACGCCCUCCUCACCCAGGACACCACCAUGGUCCACCUCCACCAGGAGGACCACAGCAGAGACCACCUCAAGGCCCACCCCCACAAGGAGGCCCCCAGCAGAGACCCCCUCAAGGCCCACCCCCACCAGGAGGACCACAGCAGAGACCACCUCAAGGCCCACCCCCACAAGGAGGCCCCCAGCAGAGACCACCUCAAGGCCCACCCCCACAAGGAGGCCCCCAGCAGAGACCUCCCCAAGGCCCACCCCCACAAGGAGGCCCCCAGCAGAGACCCCCUCAAGGCCCACCCCCACCAGGAGGCCCCCAGCAGAGACCCCCUCAAGGUCCACCCCCACCAGGAGGCCCACAGCAGAGACCCCCUCAAGGCCCACCACCACCAGGAGGACCACAGCAGAGACCUCCUCAAGGCCCACCCCCACAGGGACCACCUCAGAGACCCCCUCAACCUGGAAACUCACAAGGCCCACCUCAGCAGGGAGGCCAGCCAAGUUUCCUGGGGACAUUUUUUGCAUAG
This is a messenger RNA of Arvicanthis niloticus (Nile rat), 801 nucleotides long. RefSeq lists its product as uncharacterized. The record is from RefSeq and is a predicted model, not a curated record. NCBI's taxonomy places the organism in Eukaryota, Metazoa, Chordata, Mammalia, Rodentia, Muridae.